AUGGCUUCGUUAGUACAGCGUCGCAUGCUUUCAAAGGCGGAUGAGGAGGCAGCCGAUGAGGUCGAGGUUCGACGUGAGGACCAAGACAAGAUCAACCGUUUCAGCCGCCUACACCAGCGAGAACUUGUUCUAGGAGAGGAGCUGAGCGCUAAGAACAAAGAGAAGGAAGAGCUUGACGAUCUGUCGACAGAACUAGAACUCGCCGACGAGGACGAGAAGAUCCAAUACAAGAUCGGCGACGCCUUUUUCCACGUUUCGGUAGAGCAGGCCCAGGAGAUGCUCGAGAAAGCAACGGAAACGCUCGAGGAAGAAUCGACAUCUUUGGAAGAAAAGCUAUCAUUUAUUCGCGAGGAAAUGACCAAGCUCAAGGUCGAUUUAUAUGCCAGAUUCGGAAAGCAGAUCAACUUAGAAACUUGA
This is a messenger RNA of Fusarium coffeatum, 417 nucleotides long. RefSeq lists its product as uncharacterized. Gene Ontology annotation, cellular component: cytoplasm; prefoldin complex. NCBI's taxonomy places the organism in Eukaryota, Fungi, Ascomycota, Sordariomycetes, Hypocreales, Nectriaceae. The record is from RefSeq and is a predicted model, not a curated record. The transcript has 4 exons. Gene Ontology annotation, biological process: protein folding. Bases 1 to 417 code for a protein of 138 amino acids.